Messenger RNA from Penicillium concentricum, 1266 nucleotides. RefSeq lists its product as uncharacterized. The record is from RefSeq and is a predicted model, not a curated record. Bases 1 to 1266 code for a protein of 421 amino acids. The transcript has a single exon. NCBI's taxonomy places the organism in Eukaryota, Fungi, Ascomycota, Eurotiomycetes, Eurotiales, Aspergillaceae.
AUGAAGCCUACCAAAUUACUAGACGGCCACGGAAGUCUCUACAAAGAAGUACGCUUCUCUCCGACCGAGACACCCAGCCGUCGCACAAAAUCUUUUUCAGCCACAUUUCCUCCUGUCAUUUCAGGCUACGGCCGAACUGCAUUCCAAGACUCCGCGUUGGUGAACUCGUUCACUAUGGAUACUUCCUAUAUCGACCAAUCGCGAGCCCUCCUCCAGAGCCAACGGGUGAACUUCGAGACGGAGAGGGCAUUGUUUGCGCAGGAGCGACGGUUGUGGGAGAAAGAGCGGGCGCUGUUGCGAUCGAAGAUCGCCGAGCUGGAGGUGUUUGUGAAAAGCCAAGGGAAUAAAACAAAUCAAUUGGGAUCGGAAGCGGCCAAGCUUGUACUUGCAGGCGGAGCAUCGCAAUAUAACACAAAUGGCUUCGCAGCUCAAGUGUGGGAGGGGACAAGUCCUGGCAAUCGACCAACAAGGGUGUUCUUCGAUCAUGAAUCUCCAGACCAAAGCUAUCUAUCGCCAAUCUCCGAAAGUGGGCUGAACCCCCCAUCCCUUGAUCGGGCCCUUUCACCCCAAUCGCUACUAGCAGACGCUUCUGGAGGGCCUGUAAGUCUGCCGGUGCCGAUCGAAAAGCUUGACCGUACCCUGGAUGGUAUCACGCUCAAGUCCACGGCGUUGCCACCUGCCGUGGUGGCUCGAGUGAUCACCCCGCCCUCCCCAUCGCCCCUAACAUCCCCUGGAACUGCCCCUUCAACUGCUGCAAGGCCUCACAUGGAACAUCGAAACAGUCUCAAACUGAAGCUGUCAGAGCUCGGCCCGCCCAAUGAGAACUUGCUUCGCCAUGCAGGUCACACCCCGAUGGCGAUCAUCGAAGGCGAUGAUAGUCGACGGUCCACCCAGGAGGGGUCUCCCAUCGAGAUUCCCUCCCAGAGCGAGGAGGGCCCUCUUUCGCCCGUGACAACGAACGUUCAUCAACCUUCCGAAAACAAGAUCUCCUACUUUCCGGAUGUGCCAGACGAUCCCGCUCUCACGGGGCCCCUCGGUCUGAUUAAUGAUGAGGAGCACGACUCUAAUUUUUUGAACGAACUGGACCAGAAACUGCUUGUUCAAGCGAAGAAUAUUCUGGGUAGCUCGGUUGAAUCGGCUGAUCCCAAUGAGAGUGAUUCCGAGUCUGAGUUCCCUCGCCAAGACGAGAAGGAACCUGAAAUGAAGUUCAAGAAAUCAACUAAUUUCGGUACUGCGUUUGGAAUAUCGAACCCGGGUCAAGGUUAA